Microstroma glucosiphilum is the source of this 1275-nucleotide messenger RNA. Its product is annotated as L domain-like protein. Bases 1 to 1275 code for a protein of 424 amino acids. The record is from RefSeq and is a predicted model, not a curated record. Gene Ontology annotation, molecular function: protein binding. The transcript has 3 exons. NCBI's taxonomy places the organism in Eukaryota, Fungi, Basidiomycota, Exobasidiomycetes, Microstromatales, Microstromataceae.
AUGACAGACAGCCAUCAAGCAUCCUCAUCGGCUUUGUCUCCCACGGCGGGACCUUCUAAUCCCGCCCCAGCGCGGAGAGUACAGCUGGUAGGAGCCCCACCUCCUGGCCCUCCCAUUCCAAAGGACGACACUCACAGCGAUGACGAUGCUGAUCGGCCCGAGGAGGAAGAUGACGUAGACUCGGAUGACGAGGUAGCUGAGAAUGGAGUCAAUGGUGGUACUGGUGCAGACAAGGAGACGGAGGAGGAGUUGGUAGACUUGCUCGCCAACUUUGCAGUCGGGGAGGAGUCACUCGAGCUCACACAUCUGUCUCUCAAGACGAAGGAUCUGCGGCAUCUAAAUCUCCCGCGGUUCUCCUCACACCUACAAUCGAUCUGCCUACGCCAAAAUCUCAUCUCCAAGCUCUCCCCACAAGACAUCGGCUCUCUAUCCAAGCUGACCGAGUUAGACCUCUACGACAAUGCCCUCGAGAAGACCUACGGCGAGGUUCUCACGAAUGGCUGUCCAGACCUACACACACUCGACUACUCCUUCAACUCCAUCCGACACAUCUCCCAUCUCGCACAGCUGAGCAAACUCAAGACGCUCUACUUUGUCCAGAACAAGAUUAGCAAAGUCAGAGACACAGACUUUGAAGGGCCCAUUGCUGAAACUCUCACAAGUCUGGAGCUUGGAGGGAAUAAGCUCAGGAAGAUUGAAGGGCUGGAGAGAUUGACGAGAUUGGAGGAGUUGUGGUUGGGCAAGAACAAGAUCGAGAGGCUAGAGAACCUCGAUCCAUUCAGCUCCCUGCGCAUCCUCUCAAUCCAGUCCAACCGCAUCACAAAGCUGGAGAAUCUCGACCACCUCACAAGUCUUGAGGAGCUCUACGUCUCUCAUAAUGGUUUGAAAGUCAUCGAGGGUCUGUCGGAGCUCAAGAAACUCCGGGUGUUGGAUGUGGGAGGAAACAAGAUCGAGGCGAUUGGAGGACUGGAGGGCUUGACUGAACUCGAGGAGUUCUGGGUGAGUGGGCCGGGAAGGAGAGAGGGAAGCUCGCCCUCUUCCCAACCUCGGCAUUUACUGACAACCGUGCAUCAUCAACCGUCAUUGACUGUCCAGGCAAACGACAAUCUCAUCUCCACCUUUCAAAACCUCGAAGAGCAACUGGGACCCAAGAGCUGUCCAAAGCUAGAGACGAUUUACCUCGAGGGCAAUCCAGUGCAGAGAAAGGAAGGGAGCGGGUACAGGAGAAAGAUCAUGCUGACGCUGACACAGGUGGCGCAGAUUGAUGCGACGUGA